Brassica oleracea var. oleracea is the source of this 1447-nucleotide messenger RNA. RefSeq lists its product as uncharacterized. Bases 113 to 1144 code for a protein of 343 amino acids. The record is from RefSeq and is a predicted model, not a curated record. NCBI's taxonomy places the organism in Eukaryota, Viridiplantae, Streptophyta, Magnoliopsida, Brassicales, Brassicaceae. The transcript has a single exon.
AAACGGCUGGAGAGAAACAGAAAACGGAAUGGUGUUUGAACUCAUCGCCAACAUCUUGCCUCUCUUCCUCCUCCGGUAAGUGUAGAUCGUACGUAUCUCGUAAUUCGCAGCGAUGUUGAAGCGUAGUGAUAAAGUGAAACCUCCUUACGGAUCUCGAACUCAUCGAUUAGGAUUUACUCUCGUCGUUAUCGGUCUCCUAUUACUCACAGCUCUUUUGUUCCGUCUCGGCGACAAGAAUCACGAUCAACCGACACAGAUCGUCAAAGACAAACACGAGUCGUUGUCGUCGUUGUCUCAUCCAACCGUCGAGAUCCAGAACGGUACUAAUCUGAUAUGGAACAUACCAAACAAACCAAAGGCUGUUCUGUUCAUCGCACACGGUUGCCACAGGAAAGCUUCAGACUUUUGGGACAAAUCAUCAUCUUGUCCGAACUGUACCGGCUUACCAGAAGAGAAGGUUCUUGUCCGUACUGCUUUAUCCAAGAGCUUCGCUGUUGUCACAGUCUCCAGCUCCGGGACAUGCUGGAGUUUCGGGAAGGAGAAGAGAGUUGUUAGGGAUGUGAUCAAAACGUGGGUUAAGAAGCAUAAUCUCGAAAGGCUUCCUCUCGUUGCGUUAGGAGCUUCGUCUGGUGGAUACUUCGUCUCCGCUCUCGCGUUAGAUAUGGAGUUUAGUAGCAUCGUGCUUAUGAUCGCUGAAGGAGUGUUUGAUCGGAUUAGUGUAGACAAACGUUACCCGCCGACGCUUUUCGUGCACAUGCCUAAGGACGCGUACAGGCAGCAGAAGAUCAGAGAGUUUUUGGAAGGGUUGAGGGUUGAAGGCGUUGAUGCUGCGGAGAUCGAGUGUUUGGAUUUGCCGUUGUCUCCGGGGUUUUUGGCGGAUAGGAUUGAGGGUUUUGAUCGCGGCGUGUCGGCUCAAGUGUUUGGGGUGUUGAGAGAGAAGGGGUUUGUUGAUGAGAAGGGGUACAUGAAGCGCGACGGGAGGAGAACGCCGUGGAGACAAGCGCUUAGUGGGCACAAGAUAUCGUUGGAGGAGAGUUUGGUUACUCCUGUUGAAGAGGAGCUGAAUCUUGCUUAUGCGUAUCAUGAGAUGACGAGUUUGCAGUCUGAACAGAUCUUUAACUGGUUUGAAUCGCAUAUGGGAUGAAUGGUUAGUUUACGGCUGGAGUUAGAAAGGACUAUGAUCACUGUAGUGUCUCUGGUGAGAAGAUAGUUUUGUUAGUAGCGUAGCUUAACAUAAGGUGAGUUGCUUUUUGGUCCUCGUUUGUUUGUUUUUUAUCUAAAGACUACCAAGAAGUCUGUUGACUAUUGUGGUUCUUGAAUCUGUAACAACAACUCCACAUAUGAGAAUGUUGGAUGCUAUUGUGACUGUGAGCCGUAUUACGUUGUGAAGAAUUUUGCGGCAUAAUAAUGAUUUAUAUCUAUAGCAAGUCAUUCAAAGUUAGAACUA